UAACACCACCUUGUGCUGGCUGCACUAUUUGUCGGGUUUGACCAAGCAAUACUCUUUGUAUCUUUCAGAGCUUUCCGUUCUCGUUCUGCAAUGUCACACCAUCUUCGCACUCUUCAACUUCCACCACUCUCCUCGAAAACCCCAACGAUCAAUACACAUUCUUUCUCCCUCAAUUGCUUCCGCUUCAGCUUCGGCUUCCAUUGCUCCGUCUCCUGCGGAUGCGCGCGCCAAAUUUCUCCGGUUCGGUUCAGUCAUCAAGCGUCUUUGCAAGAGGAAGGAAAACCUGUUUCCCUUUUCUUUCAACCUGUCUCAAGCGAAACCCACUUUGAUCUUCUCCUCGACCAGGCUCAAAGGCUCCACCAAGCUGUCGUUGUGGUUUGGAUGGCAAAUUGGUGCAGAAAAUGUAUAUAUUUAAAACCAAAAUUGGAAAAGUUGGCAGCAGAUUAUUAUCCAAGGUUGCAGUUCUACAGUGUAGAUGUUAAUACAGUUUCACACAAACUUGUUGCUCGUGCAGGUGUGACUAAAAUGCCAACCAUACAACUGUGGAAAGACAGCAAGAAACAAGCUGAAGUUAUUGGUGGCCAUAAAGCACAUAUAGUAAUAAGUGAGAUUCAGGAGAUGAUUGAGAAUGAGUGACAAGUUUUAGUGAAGUGGACUUAUUUUCCGCUAUUUUGAUAUAUUUUAUUAAUUGGUUUUACAUUACUGCAUUAUUUUUUUCCUUUUUAUUUACCUAAAACAACUACUUUUAAAGUAUCUUACUUACGUUAAAAGGUAUUCAAAUCCUUAUAGUUGAGGUAAUGUGAGAUAUCUCCUGAUAUUCGAAUCUUUGUCUUAAUGAAUGAGACUUAAAAGUUUAUAGUUUCUUCUUCUGAAGGUUUUUUCCUUACUUUCUUAUGUUAAACAUUUGAGGUGUAUGAGAUGAGGAUAAGUGGCCUGUUGUCAAAUAUUUGAUGUAUACCCCAAUACGAAAGAUGAGAGUUAGAGCUGGUUAAUUACACCACGAGCUCUAAAAACAAUUGUCAAAUUAGGACUGUUCAUGUGAAGACCACCUUCAAAUGUAACAAGAUUGCAUGGAGAUGGAUUUCUUGGUGACCUGUUAUCACCUUCUAAUGCACAAAGGUACCCUUUGCUAUCUUUUUCUGUUUUGAAUGUUAAGCUCACACGAUUUCGAAUGAUCAUAGUCAUUGUGAAUGUUAUUUGCUCUCUUCGGUGCGUAAGUUAUUAUCAUUCCACAUGAUGAUAGGAGAAAAUGAGUGAAGGUGGAAAUAAUAUUGGUUGUAUAGUUGAAGAGAAAUAAUUUCAAAAAUGGUGGAGCUUAUUGUACUUACUCAUCAAUUUAUAUUCAUAUAUUUCUCUUCUGAUCUCUCCUUCCUAUUUUUGUCCCAACAAACAACUUUAAUUUCUCAUUUACUUCCACUCGACCAUCUUAUUUCCUUCUUACGUUUUUCUCCCUUGUAUAUCAAAAGAUUAGUUUUCCAUUCCAUUAAGUGACAUGGUUGUUAAGUCUACGUUGCAGGUUGCUAGUGGCGCAUCUCGGGUUUAGGCCAAAGGACAACUUGGAAUUUGACAUGGGUACUUUAUUAAAGUUGCAUGGCAUCCAAGAGAAAGCGGACACAGUUUGAAACCAGACUUAACAUUCAAAGUCACAACCAAGUCAAUGAAUGGCACGAGCAUUUGAGUCGUAUGUGGAGUGGAGUUGCACCAAACUUUGAACCAAGCCACAAUUUUCCUUCCACUCGGUCACAAAUCUUAUCACCAAACUUAUCCUGCAAAUCAACCUUAUACCUUAGUGUCAACUUCAGCACUAUUGAUCUGAAGCACUCAAAUCUCUCACCACUGGCCUGGAAUAAUGACCUUUCUUUGGGUUUCUCUCUCUGUAUGACGUGGCCUGAAGAAAGUUAGUGCAAUAUGGCUACUUAUUUCUUCAAUUCAUUGAAAGUCCAAGUUACAAUUUUAAUUAGGUUAAUGCAACAUUUGAGGCAUAAUUGCAAGUUAGAAAUUCUAAUCAUCAUUAUUAGCCAAUAAAGUUUUCCUUCGG
Molecule: messenger RNA, 2038 nt
Organism: Vigna angularis (adzuki bean)
Lineage: Eukaryota; Viridiplantae; Streptophyta; Magnoliopsida; Fabales; Fabaceae
Product: thioredoxin-like 3-2, chloroplastic
Exons: 5
Coding region: 91-636 (181 amino acids)
Cellular component (GO): chloroplast stroma
Source: RefSeq, a predicted model, not a curated record